GAAUCGCGCAGAAAAGAGAGAAGCCGAUGAUCCUAUUGGUCCCUGUUGCUCUACAAAAAAAUACUCCGACUUCCACACACACCGAUGCACAGAUCUUCUGCGAAGGCGGAACGCCGGUCGGAACGUGGGAGGCAGCGAUUUAAACAGAAUUUUCUCACGUGUGAAGGUCGACCGCAGGAUUUACAUCCCAAUGACAAUAUUCCCGUAUCGUCAAUCCCAUUUCAGCGCCCGGAGAACUUUAACUUUCGACAUCAAGCGGACAAAUAAUGAGCAAACACUAUAAGAACAGAACGGCGACAUCCAAGAAUGUGCUUUUAAACGCCUUUCUGAAGUAGGCACCAAUUACCCGGCCAAGUUCUUGGAACACAUUUUAAUAGUGUCGUCUCCGUAAUGCCGACAAGAUUCGCUCAUCGUAGCGAUGGCCAACAGUGGAAAUAUAUGAUAACAGAAGAUGUAUAUCUAAAGGAAACGAACGCGUGGUAUUAAAAGACAAAUAGCCUACUCUUUUCUCAUUUUUACUGGAAAACAUCAAACACGGAGAUGUGCUGAAAUGCUACUUUUCACAAUAUGAAGCAAAUAGGCUACCGUACGCAGAUGCAGUAACAGAGGAAUCUUUCCGACGGUCAUGAAGUUUGCACUUAUACAAAUUACCACAUACAAUAGAAGGAAAAUGGGAUUCUUUCCACUCUUUGCACAGCGGUUACCAAGUGAUGCGCGCGGCCAUCUAAGCAACUACAGUCAGCAACAAUGUAGAUAACUUUUGCACUAUGGAUUCUCGGAUCCUCUCAACUAGAAAUCGCACAUAUUCGGGGACUUUAACAAGUUCGCAUUUCUUCUUUCUCUCAUUUUGCAAAGGGAAUGUAUAUUUUAUUAUUAUUUUGAUAGAUUACCUGAAACUAGAAGAAACGAGCAUUUAAUUGAUGCUGAACUAGAAAAAAAAAACGCCAUUCACCUAAUUUUUUUCCCCACAUUUUCCCGUCUCACCGUGUCCAAUCUCGUUGGCUCAUAUGGGAAUAAAACACUCCUCCCGGUGUCUGCUCCUGAGGAGAAAAAUGGCGGAAACGGAGAACUCGGAGCAGGCUCCGGUCAGUGUGGGCGUGUCUCAGUCGGUGCAGCCCACCCCGUUGCCCAGGCCCAUCCCCUCAGUGCACCACGUCCCGCGGAAGCCCCACACGCCCCACCCCUCCUCCCUGCCCAGCUGCCCCGGCCGGGGCAAGAUGGGCAAGUUCCUCACCCCGGAGGAGAUGACCUCCCGGGACUACUACUUUGACUCCUACGCUCAUUUCGGCAUCCACGAGGAGAUGCUGAAGGACGAGGUGCGCACGCUGACCUACAGGAACUCCAUGUACCACAACAAGCACGUCUUCAAGGACAAGAUCGUGCUGGACGUGGGCAGCGGGACCGGCAUCCUCUCCAUGUUCGCCGCCAAGGCGGGGGCCAAGCACGUGUACGGGAUCGAAUGCUCCAGUAUAUCUGAAUACUCAGAGAAGAUCAUCAAGUCCAACGCACUGGACAGCGUGAUCACCAUCUUUAAGGGGAAGGUGGAGGAGGUGGAGCUGCCGGUGGAGCAGGUGGACAUCAUCAUCUCGGAGUGGAUGGGCUACUGCCUCUUCUACGAGUCCAUGCUCAACACCGUCAUCUUCGCCAGGGACAAGUGGCUGAAACCCGGAGGACUCAUGUUCCCCGACCGGGCUGCACUCUAUGUGGUGGCCAUCGAGGACCGGCAGUACAAGGACUUCAAGAUCCACUGGUGGGAGAACGUGUACGGCUUUGACAUGACCUGCAUCAGAAACGUGGCCAUUAAGGAGCCUCUGGUGGACAUUGUGGACAACAAGCAGGUCGUCACCAACUCCUGUCUGAUAAAGGAAGUGGACAUCUACACGGUGAAGACGGAGGACCUGUCCUUCACCUCGGCCUUCUGCCUGCAGAUCCAGCGCAACGACUACGUGCACGCCCUGGUCACCUACUUCAACAUCGAGUUCACCAAGUGUCACAAGAAGACCGGCUUCUCCACAGCACCAGACGCCGCGUACACGCACUGGAAGCAGACCGUGUUCUACCUGGAGGAGUACCUGACCGUCCGCAGGGGGGAGGAGAUCGUCGGCAGCAUCUCCAUGAAGCCCAACGAGAAGAACAUACGCGACCUGGACUUCACCUUCGAGCUGGACUUCAAAGGCCAGCUGUGCGAAGCCGCCAUCUCCCACGACUACAAGAUGCGCUAGGCGCCCGCCGGGGGGGGCGGAGUUUCGAGAGGCGGGGGUCUCCCGCGUGAUGUCAUCGGCGCGAGACGGGGGCACCGAGCGACAUCCUUAGCGCCGGCCGUCCCACCGCGAGCGAGCACUCGGCACUCGAGACUGUUCAGAACGCAGCUUUGAAUGUAACGAUAACUGAGUACUGUUGCUUUUUCGUGAUGAAUGUUAGUCGGGGCAGAGGUGCGGUGCGGAACAGGCGCAAGCCGGUUCCUGUUGGCGACUAAGGCUGUGACAAUGGCUAUAGCUCUUCCAAAACAAUCGGGGUACAGCGGAGUCCCAUAAUGCACUGGUUUAGUAUUGUAUUCUUGCUAAAAAAAUAAUAAGCCUUCCAUUACAACAUGGGUAUCACUCGGGACGCAAGAUCCUGAUGAGAUAAUAGUGAAUAUCGAGGGCAUUAAUGUUUUCAAUAAAUCUGAACGCCUUCCUGUCUUUGGUGAGGUUAAAAAGCGAGUGUUUGCAGGCUAUUUGCAUGUUCAGUCCUUUGAGUAAAUCUUGAUUUCCCACUGUCGUACUUUAGGAUAUUAAAGUCUUUGUUUGCAGGCAAUACGUUAAGAAAUCUAAUAAGGAAGUACACAUGAGAAACAUUUUCAACGGAUAAUGGAAUUUUCUCUUGAAUGAUUGCUCAGACCCUGCACUGGUUGGGGGGCUGUGUUGUGGAUGAAAUAAUGCCGUUCGGUGCUGUGUAUAAGCUGUGAAUUGCUGUGUGUGGUUGCUGUCGGGAGUGUGUUUUAAUGAACAAGCAUGUAUCAAAGGUGUUGGCCGAAUAUUCCGCAGUGUGUGUUGUAGUCUUGAUUCAAGCCGUGCUGUCGGUGGGUGUGUGUUUUACCGUGCAUGGGGGUUGGGUUUUGGGGAGGGGGGGGUGGGGGGGGGGUGAUUGCACAAAGCCAGACCGUAUUCAUCUACAUCAGGGAUGGGCAACAUCAGUCCUGGAGGGCCGGUGUGUAUGCAGGAUUUUUUU
Messenger RNA from Conger conger (European conger), 3210 nucleotides. Its product is annotated as protein arginine N-methyltransferase 8-B. The record is from RefSeq and is a predicted model, not a curated record. Gene Ontology annotation, cellular component: plasma membrane. Bases 1008 to 2222 code for a protein of 404 amino acids. Gene Ontology annotation, biological process: peptidyl-arginine methylation. The transcript is spliced from 10 exons. NCBI's taxonomy places the organism in Eukaryota, Metazoa, Chordata, Actinopteri, Anguilliformes, Congridae. Gene Ontology annotation, molecular function: protein-arginine N-methyltransferase activity.